Molecule: messenger RNA, 1377 nt
Organism: Sturnus vulgaris (Common starling)
Lineage: Eukaryota; Metazoa; Chordata; Aves; Passeriformes; Sturnidae
Gene: BHLHE40
Product: basic helix-loop-helix family member e40
Biological process (GO): regulation of DNA-templated transcription
Molecular function (GO): DNA binding; protein dimerization activity
Source: RefSeq, a predicted model, not a curated record
AUGGAGCGCAUCCCCAGCGCGCAGCCCCCGCCCGGCUGCCUGGGCAAGCUGCCCGCCCUGGAGAGCGGAGACCUGCCGGGGCUGGACUUCGCGCACAUGUACCAGGUGUACAAGCCGCGGAGGGGCUUGAAGAGGAGCGAGGACAACAAGGAGACCUACAAGCUGCCGCACCGGCUGAUCGAGAAGAAGAGGCGCGACAGGAUCAACGAGUGCAUCGCGCAGCUCAAGGACCUGCUGCCCGAGCACCUCAAGCUGACGACUCUAGGGCACCUGGAGAAGGCUGUGGUUCUGGAGCUCACCUUGAAGCACGUGAAGGCACUGACCAAUCUCAUCGAGCAGCAGCAGCAGAAGAUCAUCGCUCUGCAGAGCGGUUUGCAGGCGGGUGACCUGUCAUCGAGAAACCUCGAUUCCAGCCAGGAAAUGUUUCGAUCCGGUUUCCAGAUGUGUGCCAAGGAAAUGCUGCAAUACCUGGCGAAGCACGAGAACGGCAAGGAGCUGAAGUCGUCGCAGCUGGUCAGCCACCUGCACCGGAUGGCCAGCGAGGUGCUGCAGGGCGGGGCGGCCCGCAAGCCCGGGGACAUCCCUCCCAAAAUGGUGGACUUGAAGGAGAAGCCGGUGGCCCUGGGCGAGGGCCACGGGAAGAACUGCGUGCCCGUGAUCCAGCGGACAUUCGCUCACUCCAGCGGGGAGCAGAGCGGCAGCGACACGGACACGGACAGCGGGUACGGGGGAGAGCUGGAGAAAAGCGACUCCAAAUCGGAACAGCCCUAUUUCAAAAAGGAUACCGACCUCAAGUACGCUGUCCAGGAGAGAAUAAGCUCUAUUAAACAAGAGACUGAGGACCCGCCGGCCAAAAGGAGCAGGCUGGAGUCGCCGCAGGACGAGGGCCCUUUUGGCAGUGACAUGAUGGGCUCUUCCAGCAGCUUCCUGGGCCCCCACGCUCACCAGCCUCCCCUGUGCCUGCCUUUCUACCUGAUCCCGCCGUCUGCCACCGCCUACCUGCCCAUGCUGGAGAAGUGCUGGUACCCAGCCUCGGUGCCCGUGUUGUACCCCAGCCUGCCGGCCUCUGCCGCCGCACUCUCGGGCUUCAUGAACCCCGACAAAAUCUCCCCCCCUCUUCUGAUGCCCCAGAGACUCCCCUCUCCUGUACCAGCCCAUUCCCCCAUCGACUCCUCAGCUCUGCUUCAAGCUUUGAAGCAGAUUCCUCCUUUGAACUUGGAAACCAAAGACUGAGCGCAGUGUGACUGGUUUUUCUCUUAUUUUCUUUUUUUGGUUUUUUGUUUUUUUUUUUUUAGUUUGAGAGACUGUUUCACUUUUAUAUAUUGGCUGGACUGAGGUGUGGGGACGAGGUUCACUGUGCGUAGGAAGCUAAAUCCC